AUGAUUGCUGUACAUGCUCAAGAUGUCGAAAUGGCAGAGAUCGAACGACCCACCAAAAGAAGACUAAAGUGUUCAAGUGUCUCUUAUUCACGUCAACUGAAACGAAUUGAUUUCCUGACAAACCUGCCAUGUGAGGUUGUGCUACAAGUCAUGUCAUGGAUGGAUCUUGCGACUUUGUUGGGAAUGGCAAGCGUAUCGAAGAGGUGGUACGAGUUAUCAAAGACAAACGACAUUUGGCGGAGGCGCUUAAUGGAAAUGCAUUGGUUGCCGAUCCGCCCUUGUUCUUCCUCCUCCUCCACCACCACCUCCUCCUCCCGAUCAAUAUCAGCAUCCACAACAACCACCGAUUGGUAUUAUUGGUACAAGCAACGUUAUCAAUUAGAAACCCGUUGGCGAUCAGGCAAUGUCACAACCCAUUAUUUGCUCGGUCAUCAAGAUAGCGUUUAUUGUCUUCAAUUCGAUGCAUCACAAAUUGUCACUGGUGGCCGGGAUAGAACUAUACGCUUUUGGGACAUGUCAACUUACACUUGCACUCGCACAUUGGUCGGCCACGAAGGCAGCGUCCUUGCUUUACAAUACAAUGAUCAGCUGAUGGUAUCAAGCUCCUCGGAUACAACCGUCAUUGUUUGGUGCAUGAAAACAUUCAAGCCCAUUCAACGAUUAAGGGGCCAUGCUGGUGGUGUUUUGGAUGUCUCUUUUGAUGAUCGUUACAUUGUUUCAUGCUCCAAGGACAAGACGAUCAAGAUAUGGGAAACGAGUACAGGCCAAUUGAUUCGUACGAUAUCAGCACAUCGAGGACCUGUCAAUGCAGUACAACUUCGAGGAAAUAAGAUCGUAUCAGCAUCGGGCGAUGGUUUAAUCAAAAUGUGGAACGUGGAGACCGGUGAAUGCAUUCGUGAAUUUGCAGGUCAUCAUCGUGGGUUGACUUGUGUUCAAUACGAUGGGCGCAGGAUUGUGAGCGGAUCAAAUGAUCGCACUGUCAAACUUUGGGACGCGGAGACGGGCAAUUGUAUCCUGACUUGUGAAGGUCAUCAAGAUCUCGUGAGAACAGUCCAUUUUGAUGAAGACCGUGUUGUCAGUGCCAGCUAUGAUCAAAGCAUUCGCGUUUGGGAUAUAAAAACGGGAAUGUGUAUGCUCAACUUUCAAAGUGGCCACACAAGCUGGGUAUUUGAUGUGCGAUUCGAUAAGAACAGGAUUGUCAGCCAGGACCAGCGUGUGCUGGUGAUGGAUUUCUCAACCGGUUUGGAUACCAGCAUCUUUGUAUAA
Molecule: messenger RNA, 1266 nt
Organism: Lichtheimia ornata
Lineage: Eukaryota; Fungi; Mucoromycota; Mucoromycetes; Mucorales; Lichtheimiaceae
Exons: 7
Coding region: 1-1266 (421 amino acids)
Molecular function (GO): protein binding
Source: RefSeq, a predicted model, not a curated record